UUAUAGUGUCAGAGGUCUCCUAGAUUGAUGCAGGGGUGCUGUCGAAAGCCUGCAGUUUGAGAAAAUAAAGCAGACUCAUUUAUCCCGGGUUUUAUAAUCGUGCCGGAAGAUGGUGGCUAAACAGAGGAUCCGCAUGGCCAACGAGAAACACAGCAAGAACAUCACGCAGAGAGGAAACGUGGCCAAGACGCUGCGACCACAAGAGGAGAAGUAUCCUGUGGGUCCCUGGCUGCUAGCCCUCUUUGUAUUUGUUGUGUGUGGAUCAGGGUACUCCAAUAGGGCUCACACUUGUCUAUCGUUGGGAACUCUAUCAAAACUACUUGAGACACAAAUGGCAGCUCCCUGGGUGAAAGUCCUGUCCAUAUUUCAGAUCAUCCAGAGUAUCCGUAUGGGGAUGUGACGCAGAAGGAGCAUUCCUACCCCGCCCGCACCCUCACAGAGCCUGGCUAGCCUGCACCCCCCUGACCCCAUCCAGAGGCCUCGGAGACUGAUGCUACAGCCCUCAGAGAGCGAAGCCUCCCCAUCCACACGCCCAUCCUGGGGACACCCAUCCCCCCCUCGAUCAGUGUUUACAGUGUUGCAGUCUGUGGUACGGACAGCUUUUCUAUGGACAGUCUCAAACCACGCCGGCUGGAGAACAUGUGUGUCUCAUCCUCAGUUGGCACUUGUUUGUGUGUAUGAAGUUUUGACUGUUUACGUGAAAGUGUGUGUGCAGCCAGUGAAUCCUGCUGACUAUGUGCCAUAUCUGUCUGUUCAAGUAUUUUUCUGUGAUGUGUGAAAAUAAUCUUUUUUCAAAUAAAUGUCAAGACAAAGUUUUACUUCUUUCAUAGUCCCUGUGUUUAUCAGUGCACACACACAAUAUUGCUUGGCUUUCAUUAGGGUAUUAAUACAUGAAAAAGCAAUUCAAUAAA
Molecule: messenger RNA, 911 nt
Organism: Eleginops maclovinus (Patagonian blennie)
Lineage: Eukaryota; Metazoa; Chordata; Actinopteri; Perciformes; Eleginopidae
Gene: serp2
Product: stress-associated endoplasmic reticulum protein family member 2
Exons: 5
Coding region: 110-400 (96 amino acids)
Biological process (GO): endoplasmic reticulum unfolded protein response
Cellular component (GO): endoplasmic reticulum
Source: RefSeq, a predicted model, not a curated record